This is a messenger RNA of Tarenaya hassleriana, 1301 nucleotides long. RefSeq names its product protein ELF4-LIKE 4. The transcript is spliced from 2 exons. The record is from RefSeq and is a predicted model, not a curated record. Lineage: Eukaryota; Viridiplantae; Streptophyta; Magnoliopsida; Brassicales; Cleomaceae. Bases 697 to 1095 code for a protein of 132 amino acids. Gene Ontology annotation, biological process: positive regulation of circadian rhythm; entrainment of circadian clock.
GUGCGACAAAAAUAAAGUAAAAUAAAAUUUACAGGAAAAAAAAGGAAGAAGAACAUUAUAUAUUCCCUCAAAUCUCUCUGUCUCAAACUGUUUGUUUGCAGAGGACAAGAAGAUUCCCUCGUCUUUUCCCCCAUAACCCAAUAAUUCUGGUUUAAAAUCUCGGUAAAAAAACAGGAAUCUUGUUUUUUCCCCGAGAAAAUCUAUCCCGGGAUGGUUUCUGCUUCGAAAGUGAGGAAACUGAAUCAGGAGAGGGCAAACCCAUUUCUUGUAUCUGCCUAUGGAUUUUCAAUCUGUUGAAAUUUUUUGCCUUUCUUAGGGUUCAUCGACAUAUGCUUCAUACAUAUUCUUGAUUCUGUUUGUGUUUUAAUUAUGAUAUUAUGUAUUAAUUUGUUGGGUUGAAAAUCAUUUCAGAAUCUCUGUGUAACAGCUUUUGCUUCGUUUUUCUCUAUCUAGAUCUCUUUUUAGUUUGAUAACAAUACAAUUUUUUUUUUUUACUGGAUUCGGUUAUGGCUUUUUAGCUCCAGCAUGUUGGAUUCUUGUCCGAAAUUGAGUGUUUGAGAUUGAAGAUGUAUCUGGGCACGUUGUACUGAAAAGAUUUUUUUGCCUUGGGGGGGAGUACUUGGAUCUUCUGUAAGAUCUAGGGGGCUUAGAAUUCUGAUCCAAGUCAGGGUCAAUGGAUGGUGAAAAAGAAACAGUAUGAACAGUAUAUUGUAUAAGAUCAAUCAAGAUUUGCGUCUGGCUCAAAUCAAGAUGGAGGGAGAUGUGUUUUCUGGAUUUGGAGAGAGAUACCACAUUGAUGGCAAGCUAUUGCAGAGCUUCCAGAAGAGUUUUGUGCAAGUUCAGGACAUUCUAGAUCAAAACCGGCUGUUGAUCAACGAGAUCAACCAAAACCACGAGUCCAAACAACCCGAUAACUUGGGUCGAAAUGUGGGUUUGAUUAGAGAGCUCAAUAACAACAUCAGAAGGGUGGCCGGCCUAUACGCCGAUCUUUCUAAUUCUUUUGCCAGAUCUGUUGAUGCUUCAUCAGAAGGUGAAUCUACCGGGACCUUCAAAUCCGAUGGAAAGGUCAACCAGAAGAGAUUUAGAUCCGGGUAAUACACCGAAACCAUACUCCGUUCUUGUAGAUUCAGAGCUAAUUGGUUGUGGAGUAAGAAUUUUCAUUUUCUUAUUGAAUAGAGAAAACAUGAUUUGUGUAUUGCUUGAGGUUCUGAAAAUGUGCCCUCGUUGUAAUCUCUGUUGAAACUGCAACUGCAUAUGUUCUUCUUCACCUCUGAGAUUUCAGACAAAUGGUUUGGUCUUCA